Messenger RNA from Seminavis robusta, 1137 nucleotides. NCBI's taxonomy places the organism in Eukaryota, Bacillariophyta, Bacillariophyceae, Naviculales, Naviculaceae. The record is from the annotation of a GenBank genome assembly.
AUGAAUCCCUCUACUGCUGGCACCACUCCAUCCAACGGCAACAAUGAUGUCCGUACCAUCCGAGUGAUUUUGCUGCGUCAUGGGGAGAGGGAAGACGAGGCAGAAGACUACGAUAAACACCAACGAUCGCGUCGUGAUCGAAUAGAUCCCUUCCUGACAGCCUUUGGACACCGUCAGGCGUUGAAUGCGUGGAAGCAAAUUCUUCGUGCUCUACAAGAGGUAUCUGAUGAUGAUACUAAACCCAUGCUAUUGGCCACCAGUCCUCUGCGACGAUGCAUUGGAACUGCCAUGAUGGUGGCUGCCGCACAAGCUCAAACAGAAUCAACUCUCCAGUUUGUGCUGCCGUCUCAGCAAGCUACCGGUACCCAAGAUGCUAAAAAUCCAAUCCCGCUGUUGGUCAUGAAUGGAUUGGGAGAUUGUGCGGCUCAGAUGCAGCACAUGGGUGGCAUUGGAAAAGUGAUCCAGGCGGGAUGGUUGGAUUGUGCGGCGUCGCCCUCCAAUGAUUGCAACAGCAACAACGAUACCCCUAUCAAGACCUGUCUGACGCGAAUGGCUAAAGCGGCCGCCACGGUAGCCCAAGCGGAAGCGGUCAAGGACCAAUCCAAGCAGAACCACGACGAAAUCCACACCUCGGUACCAUUGCAAUUCUGGAGAGAAUCCACGUAUUAUACCAAGGCACGCACCAAGCCACUCCAAGGUUUGGCGCCUCUCACCCACCCAAAGUCUCUGGCAGAGCAUGCCGCCACCACCAUCGGUGCUAGUGCCAAUCCAUCCACAGACGACCCCACGACGAUGCAGAGGAAUGCACCGUACUUCGAUGAACGCUGUGCUCAAGCCCUCGAACGAGCCGUGUGGCGGACGGUGCAUUCCGGUUUGGACACGUGCGUCUUGGUCACACAUCGAGAAGCCAUUCGCUUUGUCGAAGGGUAUUGGGCAUCCCAGUCACAACAACAAGUGGGACACUGUGGCGCCAAGCAUCGCAAUAUUUCACGUCAAAACAUGUCCGCCACCAAACUAUACUGUUGUGUGGGUAUUUACAGUGUCUCGGUGGACAUGACAACUCAUCGAGUGUUGGGGUGGCAAGCCAAAGGCGUCGUGCCCUAUCAAACAUUGCAAUCAUCUCAUUUGCAGCUGUGA